CCUCUCGCCUGCCAAUCCUGGCACCUGUGCGCCGAGCCACUGCACCGAGGAGAUCCCCGGUCCGGGCGAACCCCGGGCUUGAAGCCACGGACACCCAUCCCCUGGGCAGCGGGUUCUCGCCGGCGGGACCUAAAGCCCACUCAGGCCAAAGCAGCUGCCUGCAGCAGUGGGAGCGCACGGCCCCUCUGAGCCUUCCGCUGCGCCCCGGCCCCUGGGGAUCCUCGACCCGCAGAAGCUCGGCAGCAGGCAAAGGGGGACUCGGAGUUGGGUGCACAAUUCGCUUUUCCUGCUCGUCUCUUCUCCGCCCAGGAUUUAUUGUAUGUGGAGCCUUCUGGGGGUGGGGAGGAAGCUGCGCCUCCGCCACCGCCGCUGCCGCUGCUACGGUCGCUAGCGCGGCGCGCAGGGCUGGCGGAGGCUGGGGAGUGGACGCGCUCCUGCCUCUCCCGCUGGCGCUUCGGGCUUUCCCUUGGCCGCUCAUGGCGGGAACCUCUCCAUUCUUCCACCUGAAGGACACUGGCAUCGUGGUCUAACGUGGCACCUGCGGAAUCCUCUCAUUUUCCUCCUCUUCUUCCUCCUCUUCUGCCCUCCUCUGAGGAGAAGGACCCUCGAGCCCACUUCACUGCGGACGCCCAAAUACUUUAAGGAAUAAACCUUGGCAGCUGCACGGCUCUCGGGAACCACAUGGGCAGUUUCUCCCGCCUGCGAUGAUGGAGAAUCUAAUGAGGGGAAGGAAUCCCCCCCAAUAUCAGAGAAGUCCUUGUAAAGAGGUCCGUGCAGCACUUCGGAAGAGGCCUGAAGAGGAGUUGCAGUGCCUGGAGAUGACCACCAAACGGAAAAUCAUCGGCCGUCUGGUGCCAUGUCGAUGUUUCCGAGGUGAAGAAGAAAUCAUCUCAGUUUUAGAUUACUCCCACUGCAGUCUUCAGCAGGUGCCAAAGGAGGUCUUUAACUUUGAACGGACAUUAGAGGAGCUUUACCUAGAUGCCAAUCAAAUUGAAGAGCUACCCAAGCAAUUGUUCAACUGUCAAGCUCUACGAAAACUAAGUAUUCCUGAUAAUGACCUUUCAAAUCUGCCAACCACUAUUGCUAGUUUAGUUAAUCUUAAAGAACUGGACAUCAGCAAAAAUGGUGUACAAGAAUUUCCAGAAAACAUAAAGUGCUGUAAGUGUUUAACAAUUAUUGAAGCCAGUGUCAAUCCCAUUUCUAAACUCCCUGAUGGCUUCACACAGCUUCUAAACUUGACCCAGCUCUACCUGAAUGACGCCUUUCUGGAAUUUCUUCCAGCUAAUUUUGGAAGACUUGUCAAAUUGCGGAUCUUGGAGUUAAGAGAAAAUCACUUGAAAACUCUACCAAAGUCAAUGCACAAACUGGCCCAGUUGGAAAGACUUGACCUAGGCAAUAAUGAAUUCAGUGAGCUGCCUGAAGUUCUGGAUCAAAUACAAAAUCUAAGGGAGUUAUGGAUGGAUAAUAAUGCACUUCAAGUGCUACCUGGGUCUAUAGGGAAAUUAAAGAUGUUGGUAUACUUGGAUAUGUCAAAAAACAGAAUAGAAACAGUUGACAUGGAAGUUUCUGGAUGUGAAGCCCUAGAAGACCUCUUAUUGUCAUCCAAUAUGUUGCAGCAGUUGCCUGACUCUAUAGGACUGUUGAAAAAACUAACUACUCUAAAAGUAGAUGACAAUCAACUUACAAUGCUACCCAAUACUAUUGGAAAUUUAUCUUUGUUAGAAGAAUUUGACUGUAGCUGUAAUGAACUGGAAUCACUACCUUCUACAAUUGGCUACCUUCAUAGUCUUCGAACAUUGGCAGUCGAUGAGAAUUUCCUACCAGAAUUACCCAGAGAAAUUGGAAGUUGUAAGAAUGUUACUGUUAUGUCUCUACGCUCCAAUAAACUGGAAUUUCUUCCUGAAGAGAUUGGGCAGAUGCAGAAACUAAGAGUCUUAAAUUUGAGUGAUAACAGGUUGAAGAAUUUACCAUUCUCAUUUACCAAACUUAAAGAGCUUGCGGCUUUGUGGCUUUCUGACAAUCAGUCCAAAGCCCUUAUCCCUUUACAAACUGAAGCCCAUCCAGAAACAAAACAAAGAGUAUUGACUAACUACAUGUUUCCCCAACAACCUCGUGGUGAUGAAGAUUUCCAGUCAGACAGUGACAGCUUUAACCCUACGCUGUGGGAAGAACAGAGACAGCAACGUAUGACUGUUGCCUUUGAAUUUGAAGAAAAAAAGGAAGAUGACGAAAAUGCUGGGAAAGUUAAGGAUCUCUCCUGCCAAGCCCCCUGGGAAAGGGGCCAGCGUGGGAUUACUCUCCAACCUGCCAGAUUGUCUGGCGAUUGCUGCACACCAUGGGCCAGGUGUGAUCAGCAGAUCCAAGAUAUGCCAGUCCCCCAGAAUGACCCACAGCUGGCAUGGGGUUGUAUAAGUGGCCUCCAGCAGGAAAGGAGCAUGUGUACUCAAUUGCCAGUUGCAGCACAAUCCACCACUCUUCCCUCUCUAAGUGGCAGACAGGUUGAAAUAAACCUAAAACGAUAUCCAACUCCUUAUCCAGAGGAUUUAAAGAGUAUGGUAAAAUCUGUUCAAAAUCUGGUGGGUAAGCCAAGCCAUGGAGUGCGUGUUGAGAAUUCAAAUCCAACUGCUAACACGGAGCAAACUGUGAAAGAAAAAUAUGAACACAAGUGGCCGGUAGCCCCAAAGGAGAUUACAGUGGAGGAUUCUUUUGUUCAUCCAGCUAAUGAAAUGAGGAUUGGGGAACUUCACCCUUCAUUAGCUGAGACCCCUCUGUACCCACCAAAACUUGUUCUGCUAGGGAAGGACAAAAAAGAAUCAACUGAUGAGUCUGAAGUUGACAAAACUCACUGUCUGAAUAAUAGUGUUUCCUCAGGCACUUACUCAGACUACUCACCUUCCCAGGCUUCCUCAGGAUCCUCUAACACCCGGGUUAAAGUGGGGUCCUUGCAGACAACAGCUAAAGAUGCAGUUCAUAAUUCUUUGUGGGGUAACAGGAUUGCACAAUCUUUCCCACAGCCUCUUGAUUCAAAGCCAUUACUCAGCCAGCGGGAGGCUGUUCCCCCAGGAAACCUACCACAGCGUCCUGAACGGCUGCCAAUGAGUGAGGCUUUCACUGACAACUGGACUGAUGGCUCACAUUAUGAUAACACAGGGUUUGUUGCUGAGGAAGCCACAGCUGAGAAUGCCAACAAUAAUCCUCUUUUAAAUUCAAAAUCUAGAAGCAGUGCACCUUCUCAUGGACGCAGGCCUUUGAUUAGGCAGGAUAGGAUUGUUGGUGUUCCCCUGGAACUUGAGCAGUCUGCACACAGACACACACCAGAAACAGAAGUGCCUCCUUCCAAUCCUUGGCAGAAUUGGACCAGAACCCCUAGUCCUUUCGAAGAUAGGACUGCUUUUCCUUCCAAAUUAGAGACAACCCCCACCACCAGCCCCUUGCCUGAAAGAAAAGAACAUGUAAAAGAAUCUGCUGAAAUACCUAGUCCUUUUUCUCCAGGAGUACCAUGGGAAUAUCACGAUUCCAAUCCCAACAGGAGUCUUAGUAAUGUCUUUUCUCAAAUCCACUGCCGCCCAGAAUCUUCUAAAGGUGUUAUUUCAAUUAGCAAAAGCACAGAGAGGCUUUCCCCACUAAUGAAAGAUAUCAAGUCCAAUAAAUUCAAAAAAUCACAGAGUAUUGAUGAGAUUGACAUUGGCACAUACAAAGUUUAUAAUAUACCAUUAGAAAACUAUGCUACCGGGAGUGAUCACUUAGGAAGCCAUGAGCGACCAGAUAAAAUGUUGGGACCAGAGCAUGGUAUGUCCAGUAUGUCUCGCAGUCAGUCAGUCCCAAUGCUGGAUGAUGAGAUGCUCAUGUAUGGAAGUAGUAAAGGGCCGCAACAACAAAAAGCUCCCAUGACAAAAAAAGUCUAUCAGUUUGACCAAAGUUUCAAUCCUCAAGGAGCAGUGGAGGUUAAAGCCGAAAAGAGGAUGCUACCCCCUUUUCAACACAAUUCUGAGUUCGUGCAACAGCCCAGCAAAAACAUCACCAAGGAUUUGAUUAGUCCUAGAUCUUACCGAGGAUACCCACCAAUGGAGCAAAUGUUUUCCUUUUCUCAGCCAUCUGUUAAUGAGGAUGCUGUGGUAAACGCCCAGUUUGCAAGCCAAGGUUCCAGGUCAGGCUUCUUGAGAAGAGCUGACUCCCUGGCAAGCUCCACAGAAAUGGCCAUGUUUAGAAGGGUCAGUGAACCUCACGAGCUGCCUCCCAGCGAUAGGUACAGCAGACCUCCAUAUAGAGGAGGUCUGGAUCGUCAAAGCAGCGUUUCAGUGACUGAGUCCCAGUUCCUGAAAAGGAAUGGCAGGUAUGAAGAUGAGCACCCUUCAUAUCAAGAAGUGAAAGCUCAGGCGGGAAGUUUUCCAGUUAAAAACCUUACCCAGAGGAGGCCACUGUCUGCAAGAAGCUACAGUACAGAGAGUUACGGUGCCUCCCAAACCAGGCCAGUUUCAGCUAGGCCUACUAUGGCAGCUCUUUUGGAAAAAAUACCAUCUGACUAUAACUUGGGUAACUAUGGUGACAAGCCAUCAGAUAACAGUGAUAUAAAGACGAGGCCUACUCCUGUGAAGGGAGAGGACAGCUGUGGUAAAAUGCCUGCAGACUGGAGACAACAGCUGCUUAGACAUAUAGAAGCUAGAAGGUUAGACAGGAAUGCUGCUUACAAACACAACACAGUUAACCUUGGCAUGCUGCCCUAUGGAGGUAUUUCAGCAAUGCAUGCAGGCAGAAGCAUGACUUUAAACUUGCAGACUAAGUCUAAAUUUGAUCUUCAAGAACUACCUCUUCAGAAAACCCCGUCCCAGCAAAGCAACAUUUUAGACAAUGGACAAGAAGAUCUAUCUCCUAGUGGCCAAUGGAAUCCUUAUCCACUUGGGAGGCGGGAUGUACCUCCGGACACCAUUACUAAAAAGGCAGGCAGUCACAUCCAGACCUUGAUGGGGUCCCAAAGCCUUCAGCAUCGCAGCCGGGAACAGCAGCCAUAUGAGGGAAAUAUAAACAAAGUGACCAUCCAGCAAUUUCAGUCACCAUUGCCUAUUCAGAUCCCCUCUUCACAGGCCACCCGGGGACCUCAACCUGGACGGUGCUUAAUUCAAACUAAAGGGCAAAGAAGCGUGGAUGGAUAUCCGGAGCAGUUUUGUGUGAGAAUAGAAAAGAAUCCUGGCCUUGGAUUUAGUAUCAGUGGUGGAAUUAGUGGACAAGGAAAUCCAUUCAAACCUUCUGACAAGGGUAUCUUUGUUACUAGGGUUCAGCCUGAUGGACCAGCUUCCAAUCUGCUGCAGCCUGGUGAUAAGAUCCUACAGGCAAAUGGACACAGUUUUGUACAUAUGGAACAUGAAAAAGCUGUAUUACUACUGAAGAGUUUCCAGAACACAGUAGACCUAGUUAUUCAACGUGAGCUUACUGUCUAAAUAUUUUUUAUAAAUAGUGAAGAUACUUCUAGCCAGACCUAAUGUUCAAAAAUAAAUUUAUACAUAGAAACAAAUUUUGCCAAUUGCUGGACCAAUGGCAAACAUUAGUGCCAAAUGUAUAAUACUAUAUGUUAGCACUGAUCAUCCUUAAAAAUGUUAACUAUACAAAUAUGAUGUUCAUGUGGUUAUGUAUUAGUUUUAAUUGUCAGCCUCUGGCUGUGCAUUGGUGCAGUUUUUUUUUAAUCAGAUUUGUUUCUUCUCAAAUUGGAUUUCAUAUAAUUUCAGAGCACGGAAGCACACACAAGCUCUUUAUGAAUUCUGCUCUCCAUCAGAAACACUGCCUCAAAGUUGUAUAUGCCUUUAUAUAGAAAACACAAAUAUAAAGAAUUGUGAUUCCCAUAAAAUAUUUCUAGCACAAGGUAUAUGUUGGCAUAUAUACAAAAAGAAUAUAGAGAAGAACAAUAUUUUCAUAAACUAAACAUCUCGGAUUGAGAAAGAAACUAUAUCUUAAAAUAAGACUUUACUAUAUGGAAUCUUUUUCAAUAAAAAUUACAUGAUAAUGCCUUAUGAAAGUAACUGUACAUAUGGUAUAAAGUAUUUAUAUUUGGUUCUAUAUUCAUUUGCUAAAUUCUCAUAAUACAGAGUGAAAUAUUUCAUAAAUUAGCCAUUCAUCUCUGGGACCUGAAUAAAAAUAGUCAGGACAGACUAAUUAAUUUGUUCAAUACCUUUAGCUAAUUACAGUACAUACAGAGUCAAGAAAUGGUCUAAAGGUCAUUGUAGAUAAAUCUUUUUCUCCACAAAUUCAAGCAGUGAAUGAUGGGUGGCAGGAAAGUUAUUGCUUUAUUUCUUUCAAAUUUAUGUUGAUUAUAAACUGUAGCCCCUGUAAUUUAUUUAAUUGUAAAUGUGGAAUUUAUUUGUGUGUUGCUUUCUCUAAGUUGCUACUUUCAAAUCAUUCAAAAUGGGUUGGGGGGAUUGAUAAAAUUUAUCAUUAAGAAAGACUGUUGUUAGAAAGUUAUGGUGGGAGUGAUUGAAAAUAACUUUGGUUAUUUCAAUAUGAAACUUCAAAUAUGUUUUCUCAGAGCUGGGAUUGAGCUGUAUUAUUAACUACGAUGCCUGUUUCUGUGGACAUUAGGGAAAAUGCUUAAAGCUUUUUUUCCCCUGAAAAAAGAGUCAACAUAUAGAAAAUUCUGAUUUCUGUCCCAUUAAAGAGAAAGACGGGCAUUUAGAACUAGUUGUUUUUACAUUGGAACUGUUUUCCACUGUAAGUGAUCAAAAUUCACUUUAUAAUCUUUCAAAAAUAUAUCUUUGUGAUAUUGGACAUUACUUUGAUUAAAAUAUUAAUUUGAGAUACCAGAAUAACUUCCCAGUUAGUUAUAUGCAUUCUUUCUCAUAUUUCCACAAAGCUCUUUUUUAUUUAAUGCCUUUGCUUUACAUGCCAGUGUUUCAAGUAUUUUAUUGGUAUUUUCACAAUUGUAUCAUGUAUUGAUGCCACCAAAGCUCUGAGAAUAAUAUUUGUAAGUUAAUUGUUUUACAGGGACAUUGAAAAUAUUGUAUUUUUGUAGGGUCUAUUAAAAUGAGUGACACUAGAAGAGCAGUGGUACUUUUUGGCAUUAGAAUUUGUCACUUGAAGACAACUGAUAAUUCACUUUAUAUAUGAUGCACUAAUUUUGAUGUUGCUUUGCGUCAUGGUGACAUUAUACCGUGAUUUUUUUAAGGUUUGACAAUUGGCAGAUGGUUAAAUGAUUGGCUUAUUUAAUGAUUCCCAGAAGUAACUUUUAAAUGCAUUUAAAAAUAUUAACAGUUUCUGAUGAGAAAUGUCUUUCAGAGCCUACUUUUCUUUGUCAAAACUCACUCCAAACUACAGUUUCCAACCAGUGUUAUAGAAUGAUCAUCAUUAAUCAAGAUGGAGGCCCUCAUUGGCCUCACAAGAUCACUUAACAGAAAAAAGAAACUCAUGGGUGUGGUUUGGUGGCAAUGAAACAUCUCAAAUCAUCCCAUCAGUUUGUUUAAUCUGUUAUGGGAGAGGUGGGAGAAGACCCGGAUAUAGGAGUCCCUCCAAGUCUUUCUUUAUGUCAGUUUUCACCAUCAAACCCAGGGCAUGAGGAGAUGCUUCCGAGGCACAAAACUGAAAGGAUCCUGAUCCUGGUAGACGCCUCUGCCAUUCCUGACGUAGCACCAUUGUCCUGGGCCAAUGUUUAAUCCUUCCUUUAGGAAGAGGAAGAGAGAAAAGGGAUCCCUGACCAACUGGAAAAGAAAUUAGAUAUGCCAAAGUACCUUAUUAUUGAUUGUACUGACAUGCUGCAUACUGAAAAAAGGCAGGUAAUAAUGAAAAGAGGCAUUUUUUUUUUUUUUAAGGUUGACUGAAUAAAAUCACUAUUCCAGAGAGGGGAGAAAAUCUAAUUGAUUCUAUAGGUGACCGGAACUGAUAAUACACUGAUUUUUGAAGUGACUGUUUUUGCUGCCUGAAAUUAGAAUCUGACUCAUGUUAACAACAAAAAAGUCAAGAGUGUGCCUUUAGAAAAAGAACAAAUCAACAACAGAAAAGAAAAAGAAGUGGAAUUCAUGAUGGCUCCAAUAGACUCUACCUCCUGGUCUUUGAUUUUUAUUGGAAUCUUCCUGCUCAGGAAGCUGCCUAUAGCUAAUGGAUCAAUAAGAUACAAUGGAAGGGAUUAAGAAAGAUUAGCGUUGGGAAGAAGCAGCACUGAAAAAUAUCAGUAGAAUUGCUGCAGAUUUUGCAAGCCAAAUAGACAUUAGUGGAUAAUUUUUAAAUAAAUAUUUACAAGGCUUACAAUGCUUUGUCUCAAAAUCUCUCUCUUGAUGAUUCCAGCCUUCUAGAUAACACAAGUCACCUAAAACAAAAUAUAAAUGUACUUUUGAUAAGUGAUAUUCGAAGUUGGUGUGACAUACAAAUAUAUACAUCAUGCUCAUUCACUGCUCACUGAAGCUCAUAAAAACUGUGUGUCCUAGCUCCUCAGAAUUGUAAUUACACUAACAUCAAACAAUCACAGUUGUCUCUGGAUCUUACUUUGGAUUAUCACCUUCAAGAUGGAAAAUAGCUUUAAAGAGGCAGUGACAAAUAAGCACCCAAUUUGUUUUUAAUAUUAAAGAUGCUCACACAAACAACUCUAAUAUAAUUGUUUAUUUAAAAGUAGGACUGAAAUGUCUUUCACCAGGGGAUCCAAAGAGACAGGAGAAGAUUUGGGGGUAAGGGGGAGAGGGGGGAUUUUAAGAACUUAGAUUUGUAUAUUCAAGUAUUAAGUGAGAAGUAUCUAAAUUUGCCAAAACGUUUAGAGGAAGGAAACCAGAAAAACAUUUAAUGUUUAAUCAUAAAAUUAUUUAAUAUUUCUACCCACAAUAUAAAGCUUUGGAAAACAUGGUGUACUUGCCAACUUGUCUUUCCAUUGGCUUUUAAUGCUGCCCCUAAUAAAUUCCUGCCUCUUGUUGGCACACAAAUGAAGAAUGUGUACUCUGAUGAAGAUGAAUGCACACUCAUCAAGAGGCAAGAAUACAACAAAACCAAUACAAAACCAUGUUGGUAUAGGACUGCCACUCUAAGUCUUUAGUAAAUUCAUCAAACAACAUGUUUGACUAAUUCCUGAUAAACCAACCAAACAGCUUUUAUUGAAAUACUGGAUUAGUCAAAAAUUUAUGCAAAUAAAUAAUGAAACCCAGUUGGUUAAGAAGGUCCCUUUAGUAUUAAGAAAAGCAAGGUUGGGGAUCCAGUAGAGAGCAGAGUUCCUCUCACAGAAGUGUUCAGUCUUUCUAAGGCUUAAUAAAACGUGUAACAGUAGGUUGGUGAUGUGCCCUAUCUUAUGGUUGUAGCUACCUGAUCAUCUGGGACUAGGUGAAAAUCUUCAGAUGUGUAGUCACUUGCAUGAACUUUUUUCCUUAGCCAAUACAACCUCCUCCCACUAAGAAAAGCAUUCUGCCUUGGAUCAGAAUAUUUUUCAAUCACCCAGCAAGACCAUCUCCCAAAUAUGCACGAUAGCAAGAAAAUAGAGUGUUGGUUGUGGCAAAAUAAAUGUAGUCUAUGGAAAGCAUGUGGGCUAAUAUUAUAGGAGAUCCUAUAUUUGUGUAUUGAGUGUAUUGUGUAUUGUGUAUUGGCUCUAAAAUGUUCAGAGAAUGUAUUUUCGGAGACAGCCCACUGUACAAAAUUACGGUGGAUCCAGUUAUAUACCAAAACUUCUGGGGGCAUUUCUGUUUCUAAAAUGCAAAACUGCCCUCUCUUCAUUGCUGCUUUUGCUGUUAUAAAUAUAUCCCCCCAGCUCCCCAUGCUUCUCCAAAGGCAAUGGAUGUCUGCUCUUACCUUUUGAGACAAGGAUAAGAGCCCCUCUUGGAAUUGUAGCUAUGUGGAGACCCUUAUCAACUACCAAUAUCAGAUGAUUAACUGAUAGUUCCAGCUUCCAGUUUGGGUGGAACUUUCUUGAGUGAUUAUGGAAUCUGGGGUAGUUACAUUACCCAAAGCCCGAAGAUGUCAUGUUUCUGAUGACAGCAAACACAGUUUGCAUGCAAAGGUGAGGGUGGCAAUGCCUUAACGGAACGGUGUUUCCACUUAUGCUUUUGAAAUAUUUGGAUUUUACCAUAUUAGGGACUUUCUCUGAGCCUCCCAACUGAUUGUUAUUGGGAUGGGUUCUGAUCUUCUUCACCUUUAACCUUCCUGUCUGCAGAAGAAUGGUUUGGAAACACUCUCCUGUGAGGGUGUAAAGUGCAUGACUUCUGCUCCAGAGAAGUCAGAUUUCUGGAAAAACUGGGGGGAGGGGGAGAACGGGGGACCACUAUGACUUCUUAUUUUUUAAAAGUAUAAUGAAAACGUAAGAGUAUUGAAUCUCCUUGGAUUUUAUUUGCUUAUCUUAAUGUGCCCUAAAAGCAGUAAUAUGGGGAGUAAGGAGAGAAGACCUGAGAGAAAACAAUUCACAAGUUCCAACUUCAGAAGCAAUUUCUUCAUCUGGUAGGGUUGUCCCAGUUGGAUUCUGCUAUACAACAGUCAUCUCAUGCCCUUCAUAACAACCCAUUGAGCACUAAGAAAGAUAAGAAUCAGGCCUGAAUUUUAGGCAUGGAUAGAUGAGGAGGAUAUCUCUGCAGCUGCAUCAGUACCUUCCCAAACUGUCCUGCACUAUCAAACAUCUUUUUUAACCCAAUUUUGUUAUUGGUAGUACCUCAGAAAGUGUUGCUGACAGGGUGGCGCAGGAAUGAGACACAGACACAAAGUUAAGGAUUAA
This is a messenger RNA of Choloepus didactylus (southern two-toed sloth), 10654 nucleotides long. RefSeq names its product leucine rich repeat containing 7 (gene LRRC7). Gene Ontology annotation, biological process: neurotransmitter receptor transport, endosome to postsynaptic membrane; neurotransmitter receptor transport postsynaptic membrane to endosome. The record is from RefSeq and is a predicted model, not a curated record. The transcript is spliced from 27 exons. The coding region runs from base 705 to 5435 and encodes 1576 amino acids. Gene Ontology annotation, molecular function: protein binding. NCBI's taxonomy places the organism in Eukaryota, Metazoa, Chordata, Mammalia, Pilosa, Megalonychidae. Gene Ontology annotation, cellular component: postsynaptic density; postsynaptic membrane; adherens junction.